This is a messenger RNA of Lycium barbarum (goji berry), 768 nucleotides long. RefSeq lists its product as uncharacterized. The transcript has 4 exons. Bases 237 to 593 code for a protein of 118 amino acids. NCBI's taxonomy places the organism in Eukaryota, Viridiplantae, Streptophyta, Magnoliopsida, Solanales, Solanaceae. The record is from RefSeq and is a predicted model, not a curated record.
UAGACAAAGGAAAGGGAGUAUUAGGCGAUUCUAGCAAUUACGCAUACAACAUUCCCUGUAAAAGUUCUUCACAGUGUGAGAAUAUAUCAUUUUCUCAAAUUCAAAACUCAUCUUAUAUCCCAAUGCAUGUAAUGCUUCUUUAAAUAAGCAGUAGUUAAGAUUUUCUUAAAGAGAACGAUAUAUAUUCUUUAACUUACAUAUUAUAUUUGUCCGCCCAAUAUAGCCAGCAACAAAACAUGGCAGUAGAUGUCAAACAUAAUCCAGCACAAGCAUUUGGAAAAUUCGAGGCACAAGUCAAUUUUGAUGAAAGUAGUGGCAAAUCUAUCAUGGACUUUUGGCACAGUCUUUGCACUUCUACAAGGCCUAUCUUCGGUCCAGUCUCCACUAUGGGUACACAACUAAAUAAUCCUUCCCAACUAGAGUUGGAAUAUGCCCAUUCAAAUUGGAGUACCAACUCGAAUCAUCACAACAACAAUCACAUCACUCAACAUAAUGAUCAUGCUUCAGUUCAUAGUGAUGCAAGAGUUCCUAGUGUUAAUGGAUGUAACUAUCACAUGGAGGAGAAUACCAUGGGAAACAAUGAAUAUCGUUGAAAGAACACAUGACAAUGAUCCAUGAGAAUGGGAUGAUGAUGUCCUCAAUGAGACUUUUAGUGUGGAAGACUUCUGAAAUAUUUUAGAUUGAUCAAAUGAUGAAAAAUAAUCUUUUUAAUCAUGCUUUAUCUUUGGUUCAUUUAAGGCAGUCUUUCAAUGUAUAUAAAGAUACAGA